Molecule: messenger RNA, 1098 nt
Organism: Phascolarctos cinereus (koala)
Lineage: Eukaryota; Metazoa; Chordata; Mammalia; Diprotodontia; Phascolarctidae
Product: claudin-16-like
Cellular component (GO): membrane; bicellular tight junction
Molecular function (GO): structural molecule activity
Source: RefSeq, a predicted model, not a curated record
ACGGGCUGUAGCACGGGACGCGGGGCUGGGAGGCGGCAGCAGCAACUCGGGCUCCAGCUCUGUCUCCAGGGGCGCGACCUCGACACCGAAGCCCCGCCAGGCCCAGGUCCAGGAGCCCUCUUGCGCAGGCCCCAAUGCCAGGACCCAGUCUCUUGCCGCUGGCCUGCCUGGCCCUGCUCUCUACGGCCUUGCUGCUCACGGCCACCUGGACCGACUGCUGGGUAGUUAACUCCGACGAUAGUCUGGAGGUAAGCCACAAAUGCCAGGGGCUGUGGAGGGCGUGUGUCACCAAUCUACUAGAUGGGAUCCGGACCUGUGACCAGUACGAUUCCAUCCUGGCCACCCAUCCACGGCGGCGGGUGCUGACCAGGUCCCUGCUGCUCGUGGCUGGGCUGCUGUGCAGCUGUGGGUUGGUGGCCCUGCUCCUCACUCUGACCCGGGCACAGCUCCUGGGCACUGACCCCAGGACAAGGAUUCGGCUGGCCUGGGCAGCGGGCUGCCUCUUAGCUGCUGGAGGGUUCCCUGGAGCACUGGGCUCACUCUGGUUUGCUGUGGAGGUGGCUAUGGAAAGAACCCUACCUACUCAGCCCCGAGGACCCCUUACUGGCUACUACGAAUGGGGCUGGUCAUGCUGGUUAGGCAUUGUGGGAUCUGCUGGCUGCAUGGCCACUGCGUUGGGACUGGCUUGCUGUCUUCCAGGACUCUGGCUCCCAGGCAGGAGAGGCCCUGGACACCAAAUCAGAAGCAGGCUGCACCCACCCAUAUAUAUCCUGGACUCCAGUGUCUAAGGCCAUAGCUUCCUCAACCCCAUCAGCACUGCCACAGUUUAGUCUCAGACUCUUAGAGCCAAAGGACAGAUUAGAGAUCACCAAGAUUCAGUUUGAUGUUUAAAAGUUUUAACAAUAUCUUUUGUUUUUAUACUACAUUCAUUUCCCAGUAUAUCUCUUCCCUGCCCUCCCACCCAGCAAGACUUCCCUCAUAACAUUCAGCAGAACCAACCAGUGCAUCAACCUUGUUUAGCCUCCCAUGCAAUUCAGAAGCAAUUAUUAAGUGCCUACUAUAUGCUACACCUACUAUGUACUGAGUCCUAGGGAUACA